AUGGAUAAUAAGCUCUACAUGAAGGAAAAAUUCUUAUUAACAGAAUAUGAGGAAACUUUGGCCAGAGAAGAAAUCUUUUGGAAGAAAAAGGCCAGACAAAAUUGGUUGGAGUUUGGUGACAAAAACACCAAGUUCUUCCAUAAUAGCACAAAGCAAAGGAGACUAGUUAAUAGAAUUACUAAAAUUAAAAUAGAAUCUGGGUCUCCCAACUACAGCCCGGAAGUCAUAGGUGCAAAAGAAAUUGAAUACUUUAUGAACAUUUUUAACAAUCGGGAUGGCUCUAUAUUAUCCUUGCAGAAUGAAGUACUCAAGUGCAUUCCGAAGAUAAUAAACAAGGAUCAAAACCAGUUAUUAAAUGUUGAAUUCUCUAAGAUAGAAAUUGAGAGAGCCCUUUUCCAAAUGAAUCCAGACAAGGCCCCUGGGCCAAAUGGAUUCCCGACCACCUUUUUCCAGAAAUGCUGGCACUUCAUUGGGGAUGAAGUCAUAGAGGCAUUAGAAGGAAUUAGGAAUUCAGGGAAGAUUCGUAAGGAAUUAAACAAAUGA
Messenger RNA from Cryptomeria japonica (Japanese cedar), 543 nucleotides. RefSeq lists its product as uncharacterized. Lineage: Eukaryota; Viridiplantae; Streptophyta; Pinopsida; Cupressales; Cupressaceae. The transcript has a single exon. The record is from RefSeq and is a predicted model, not a curated record. Bases 1 to 543 code for a protein of 180 amino acids.